AUGAAAGUUCAAGAUAUUUGUUUACUUUCAAAUACACUUUUAAAUGCACUUGGUUAUACAAGAAUGGAUUCAAAAACAAUUAGUAAAAUGACUAAGAAACAAGCUAAACGUACACAAGAAGCACAAUUAAAUAAUGGAAUUAUUUCAUUACUUAUAAAUGAAGGAUAUUUAUUUUCUGAAAAGAAAGUUAAAACAGCACAUUUAACUGAAAGACUCAUUAGAAUUACUAGUAUUUUUAAAGAUGGUAAAAUAUUUGGAAGAGAUGAAUUAAUUGAAAUGGGAAAAUUAACUCUUCGUCUUAUGGAACAACACCAAACUGAUACCUUCAUUCAAUUUAAUCAACACACAUUGUUUAACAUCCCUUCUUCUUUCCUUUCAUUUAUAAAUCUUCCUACAUCAUCAGAUUUGAUUCUUUCCACACCACAACUUAUUAAUUUGAAUUAUCAUCAUGACUCUUCUUAUUUCAAUCUAUUAAAUUAUGAUUACUCUUAUGAUAAUGCUGAUCUUAUCCCUUUCUCUUCUUUUCUUCAUUCCUCUUUUUAA
This is a messenger RNA of Entamoeba dispar SAW760, 543 nucleotides long. RefSeq lists its product as uncharacterized. The coding region runs from base 1 to 543 and encodes 180 amino acids. The transcript has a single exon. The record is from RefSeq and is a predicted model, not a curated record. Lineage: Eukaryota; Evosea; Mastigamoebida; Endamoebidae.